UGUUUUCGCCACCUCCCUUUUUGGGGGAUAGUGCUUGAAUCUGGCAACUUUGUAACCGGGACCGUUGUGGGGAUGAGCAACGGCUAAUGGCUGAGUGGGAGUUCUGGAUUAGCUAGCUAACGUUGGCCAACUGUUUCGGAUGUGGGCACUUGUAUUGGUGAACUGUUCCUGAAGCUGCACUUGGAAGACAGAGCCUACAAAGUGCCAAGCCGUGUGGGUUGGCAUUCCCUCUGCAACAUGUCCAAGAGCAAGAGCUCUGAGUCGGUCAAGGUGGUGGUCCGUUGUCGCCCUAUGAAUGAAAAAGAGCGGGCAGCCAAGUUUGAAAGGGUGGUCUCUGUUGAUGUCAAAUUGGGCCAAAUUAUUGUCAGGAACCCCAGGGAGGCUUCAGCCAGUGAACUUCCCAAAAUCUUCACAUAUGAUUCAGUCUACGACUCGAACUCCAAACAAAUAGAUUUGUAUGAUGAAACCUUCAGGCCCCUGGUGGAUUCAGUUCUACUUGGGUUCAACGGGACCAUUUUUGCCUAUGGGCAGACCGGUACAGGGAAGACAUACACAAUGGAGGGGGUGAGAAACGAUCCAGAGAGGAGAGGGGUGAUCCCUAACUCCUUUGAGCAUGUCUUCACUCACAUUUCACGGUCACAGAAUCAGCAGUACCUGGUGAGAGCAUCAUAUCUAGAAAUUUACCAAGAGGAGAUCAAAGACUUGCUCUCCAAAGACCAGUCGCGUCGUCUGGAGCUCAGGGAGAGGCCUGACACGGGUGUGUACGUUAAAGACCUUUCGUCAUUUGUCACCAAGAGUGUGCGGGAGAUCGAACACGUCAUGAAUGUGGGGAACCAGAAUCGUUCAGUGGGCGCCACUAACAUGAAUGAACACAGCUCCCGUUCUCACGCCAUCUUUGUCAUCACUGUUGAGUGCAGUGAGUUGGGUGUCGACGGGGAGAACCAUAUCAGAGUCGGCAAACUGAACCUGGUGGAUUUAGCCGGCAGUGAAAGGCAGACCAAGACCGGCGCUCAGGGGGAGAGGCUUAAAGAAGCCACAAAGAUCAAUCUGUCGCUUUCGGCUCUGGGGAACGUCAUAUCAGCUCUGGUGGACGGCAGGAGCAGCCACAUCCCCUACCGAGAUUCAAAACUCACCCGUCUGCUGCAGGACUCUCUGGGGGGCAACGCCCGCACUGUCAUGGUCGCCAACAUUGGCCCGGCAUCCUACAACGUGGAGGAGACCUUGACAACGCUGCGCUAUUCCAACAGGGCGAAGAACAUCAAGAACAAACCACGUAUCAACGAGGACCCCAAGGAUGCCCUGCUCAGGGAGUUUCAGGAGGAGAUCGCGCGGCUGAAGGAACAGCUGCAAAAGCGUUCGGGAAAGAAGAAAAGGAGGAGGCAGAGGAGGAGGGCCGGGGAAGGGAGCGACGGUGAGGAUCUGGAGGAAGGAGAGACGGAGGAUGACGAUGAAGAGGGGGACGACAAAGGGGAUUACUGGCGGGAGCAGCAGGAGAAGCUGGAGAGAGAGAGAAAGGCCAUCAUGGAGGAUCAUAGUCUGGUGGCUGAGGAGAAAGCUCGGCUGCUUAAAGAAAAAGAGAAGAAAAUGGAAGAUUUGAAGAGGGAGAAGGACGCCGGAGAGAUGCUUGCAGCCAAAGUGAAAGCGAUGGAGAGUAAGCUCCUAGUAGGGGGGAAGAACAUUGUGGACCACACCAAUGAGCAACAGAAAAUGCUGGAGCUGAAGAGGCAGGAAAUCGCUGAACAGAAACGGCGAGAGCGAGAGAUGCAGCAGCAGAUGGAGAGUCGUGACGAGGAGACUCUGGAGCUGAAGGAGACCUACAGUUCUCUGCAGCAGGAGGUCGACAUCAAAACCAAGAAGCUGAAAAAGCUAUUUGCCAAGCUGCAGGCAGUGAAGGCAGAAAUCCAUGACAUCCAGGAGGCGCAUAUCAACGAGCGCCAGGAGCUGGAACAGACCCAGAACGAGCUCACCAGAGACCUCAAACUCAAGCAUCUGAUCAUCGAGAACUUCAUUCCCUUAGAGGAGAAGAACAAAAUAGUCCACAGGGCUUACUUUGAUGACGAGGAUGAAUACUGGAAAACGAAGCCCAUCACACGUAUAGAGGAUGACCAUCAGAUGAUGACCAGGCCUUUGUCAGCGGUUGGCUACAGGAGGCCUCUGAGUCAGCAUGCUCGCAUGGCCAUGAUGAUGAGGCCUGAAAUGAGAUACAAAGCUGAAAACAUCAUGAUGCUGGACAUGGAUCUGCCCGCUCGGACCACUAAAGAGUAUCAGGAGCCGGUUAUCGCCCCAAAGGUGGCGGCGGCUCUGGAGGACGCUCUUAGGGAUGAGGAUGAGAUCCAGGUAGAUGCCUCAGGCUUUCACAGCAGCUUGGGAUCAACCCCGCCCGCCAGCGCCAGCCUCAAGAAACCAAAGUCUGGUCGACCAAGAACAGGCAAGAAGUCGAGCACCCCGACCUCUCCAUUCAGCCCCUCAAGUCCAGGAUCCACGCUUUACCCACAAUCCCGCGGCCUGGUGCCCAAGUGACAGCUUCUACGACUAAUAUCACCGCCAACCUCUCUUUUGCACCUUUCCACUUUGGGAGUCAACUUUAAGAGAAAGGGUUUUAUGUCAAGAUGACAGAAUAUCGGAUUAAGACUAAUGCUGCUGUAACCACACCACUUAUAACUGCUGUCAUAAGCUUUUUGAUUUUGGAGAUUUGAAACCCUUCCUCCUGAGUCAGUACGACACUAGGACAGCAGCCACGCAUGGAGCCUAAUUAUCACUCUACACUGUUACCUUUCCCUACAUUUGGCUUAAUGCCACCGAUGUCUUAUAUAUAUUAUACAGUAUGUCACAAUGUUCUUAAUGUAUGGAAAGAAAUGAUGGAUUGCAGUAUCCCCAAUGCACUUCUUCUUCCUAUCUUCCCAGAUCUGUGUUGGGUGUAGUCCUCUCUUACUGCAAGUGUGGACAUUGGUGGGAGGGGUGCUGGGGUUGACGUGAAGACACAUGGACUAGGCAGCUCUGCAGUCACGUCUGCCUGUCACUAACGGGGUGUGUGUGUGUGUGUGUGUCAGUGUGCGUGUGUGUGUGUGUCUGGCCACAUAUCUAUGUGUGUCUUUACGUCAAACAUUUCAGUUUAUGUCAAACAGCGCAGUUCAUUUCCAUUGUUGGAGCUCUGAUAAUGUUAGCAUGGAGCUUUAAGUCUUGCGUAUGUGUUUGUGUUGUGUCUCAAAGGAAUAAUUCAAAAUUUUGGGAAAUAAGCCUAUUUGCUAUUUUGUUUUUGCUAGUAAGACGAGAACAUAGAUACAACUCGUGUGGUUUUGCCUAAUAGAGAAGCUAGAGGUAAUUAGCUUAAGACACCAGGAAGUCAAUGUGGCCAGCCAAAAAAAAAAUAAAAAAAUGGUUCCAGC
Messenger RNA from Perca fluviatilis (European perch), 3386 nucleotides. It is a transcript of the gene kif3b, whose product is annotated as kinesin family member 3B. Gene Ontology annotation, biological process: microtubule-based movement. Lineage: Eukaryota; Metazoa; Chordata; Actinopteri; Perciformes; Percidae. The transcript is spliced from 9 exons. Bases 238 to 2520 code for a protein of 760 amino acids. Gene Ontology annotation, molecular function: microtubule binding; microtubule motor activity; ATP binding. The record is from RefSeq and is a predicted model, not a curated record.